Lepus europaeus (European hare) is the source of this 2568-nucleotide messenger RNA. RefSeq names its product SWI/SNF related, matrix associated, actin dependent regulator of chromatin, subfamily d, member 2 (gene SMARCD2). The transcript is spliced from 13 exons. Gene Ontology annotation, cellular component: nucleus; SWI/SNF complex. The record is from RefSeq and is a predicted model, not a curated record. NCBI's taxonomy places the organism in Eukaryota, Metazoa, Chordata, Mammalia, Lagomorpha, Leporidae. Bases 251 to 1849 code for a protein of 532 amino acids. Gene Ontology annotation, biological process: regulation of transcription by RNA polymerase II.
GCGGCCAAACCUCCUGAGGCCGGGGGCGGCAGGCGGGCCCGCAGCCUAUCCCGGAUCCGGAAUCUCCCGGGCCAGGAGCGGAAUCGGGGUCGGCCCUGGCCCAGAGCAGGCCAGAAAGGAACUCGCGAACUUGGACUAGGAAAUCCCGGAACCCGGAACUCGGAAUUAGGAUCGGAAAGUCCCGGAUCGCGGAGCGCAGCGCGCGGAGCGGACUCGACGCGGAGCCCGGAGGCCCGCACGGGACGGAGCGAUGUCGGGCCGUGGCGCGGGCGGGUUCCCGCUGCCCCCGCUGAGCCCUGGCGGCGGCGGCGCCGUGGCAGCCGCCCUGGGAGCGCCGCCUCCCCCGGCGGGACCCGGCAUGCUGCCGGGCCCGGCGCUCCGGGGCCCGGGGCCGGCUGGCGGCGUGGGGGGCCCCGGGGCCGCCGCCUUCCGCCCCAUGGGCCCCGCGGGCCCCGCGGCGCAGUACCAGCGGCCUGGCAUGUCACCAGGGAGCCGGAUGCCCAUGGCUGGCUUACAGGUGGGACCCCCUGCUGGCUCCCCGUUCGGCACAGCGGCUCCACUGCGACCCGGCAUGCCACCCACCAUGAUGGAUCCAUUCCGAAAACGCCUGCUCGUGCCCCAGGCCCAGCCUCCGAUGCCUGCCCAGCGCCGAGGGUUGAAGAGGAGGAAGAUGGCAGAUAAGGUUCUACCUCAGCGAAUCCGGGAGCUGGUCCCAGAGUCUCAGGCAUACAUGGAUCUCCUGGCGUUUGAGCGGAAGCUGGACCAGACCAUUGCUCGAAAGCGCAUGGAGAUCCAGGAGGCCAUCAAGAAGCCUCUGACGCAAAAGCGAAAGCUUCGGAUCUACAUUUCCAACACAUUCAGUCCCAGCAAAGCCGAAGGGGAUAGUGGGGGAACUGCCGGGACCCCUGGGGCAGCCCCCGCAGGAGACAAGGUGGCUUCCUGGGAACUCCGAGUGGAAGGAAAACUGCUGGAUGAUCCUAGCAAACAGAAGAGGAAGUUCUCUUCAUUCUUUAAGAGCCUCGUCAUUGAGUUGGACAAGGAGCUGUACGGGCCUGACAACCACCUGGUGGAGUGGCACCGGAUGCCCACCACCCAGGAGACAGAUGGCUUCCAGGUGAAACGGCCUGGAGACCUCAAUGUGAAGUGCACCCUCCUGCUCAUGCUGGAUCAUCAGCCUCCCCAGUACAAAUUGGACCCCCGACUGGCAAGGCUGCUAGGAGUGCACACACAGACCAGGGCUGCCAUCAUGCAGGCCCUGUGGCUUUACAUCAAACACAACCAGCUACAGGAUGGGCACGAGCGCGAGUACAUCAACUGCAACCGUUACUUCCGCCAGAUCUUCAGCUGUGGCCGACUCCGUUUCUCUGAGAUUCCCAUGAAGUUGGCUGGGCUGCUGCAGCAUCCAGAUCCCAUUGUUAUCAACCACGUCAUCAGUGUGGAUCCUAACGACCAGAAGAAGACGGCCUGUUAUGACAUAGAUGUGGAAGUGGACGACCCACUGAAAGCCCAGAUGAGCAAUUUUCUGGCUUCUACCACCAAUCAGCAGGAAAUCGCCUCCCUUGACGUCAAGAUCCAUGAGACCAUAGAGUCCAUCAACCAGCUGAAAACCCAGAGGGACUUCAUGCUGAGCUUUAGCACCGACCCCCAGGACUUCAUCCAGGAGUGGCUCCGUUCCCAGCGCCGCGACCUCAAGAUCAUCACUGAUGUGAUCGGCAAUCCUGAGGAGGAGAGGCGAGCUGCUUUCUACCACCAGCCCUGGGCCCAGGAAGCAGUGGGGAGGCACAUCUUUGCCAAGGUGCAGCAGCGGCGGCAGGAACUGGAACAGGUGCUGGGAAUCCGCUUGACCUAAGCUGCUCAGGGAUCGCUUCCUUCUUCCCAGCCCAGGAGCCUAGGAGGGGCCCAUCCUCCGGGGCCUGGCUGGGGGGCCAGGGCUGUCUGUCACUCUACUCCCCAACUGUAGUUUCAUAAAUGUAGUGAUAGGAUUCCUUGUUGCUUGGUUCCCAAAGCCUUAUUCCUUACUUUCCAUGUUGGCUUUAAUUGGGUCCGCAGGACGUCUCCUCUGCCCCCUGCAGGCAGGCCUGGAGGCUGUGCUUUGUUUUGGAACCAAAGGCGCUGGGUUUGCAUGUUUACAGGCCCCUCCCCGAGGUGAGCAGAGAGCUGGCUGGGGGAGCUGGGCAAGGAAGAUGAGGCGCAGCCCAGACUCUUCCUGACCUUCUGAAACCAAAGUUCUAUGUCAUUCCUAGAAGCCCAGCUGUGUUGCUGGUUUUUUUCCUUUUCUUUGGGUAUUUGCACUAUUUGGGAGCAGGAUUUUCUAUGUGGGAGCCACUUAUUUUGUACAGGCGUAUGUCGGGAAUUUUCAGGGAGCCCUGUUUGGUGCCUCCUUCCUUUCUUUCCUCAAUCUAUGCAAGCGGCUCCAGCCGCCAUCAUCUCCUAGGAUGCUGGAGGGCAGGGGCGGGCCCGUGAGGACCCUCUGCUGCCCUCUGGAGCUUGGUAGGGAGGGUGGGCCUAGGGUUUGGCAAGUGCCACUUCUGGCAGGUUUGGAAAUUUCCAAAUAAAUCCUUUUGUUUA